This is a messenger RNA of Symbiodinium necroappetens, 457 nucleotides long. The record is from the annotation of a GenBank genome assembly. NCBI's taxonomy places the organism in Eukaryota, Dinophyceae, Suessiales, Symbiodiniaceae.
GAACCGACAUAUGUGACUGUACCUAUCUAUGAAACGAUCAGUGGCACACUGACGGAAGUUGAGACGACGGUCCCGGUUCUAGAUGUGUAUGAGCUUCUGGAAUACCUUUACAAGGACCUGGGCCUUGUUUGCCCGCCAGAAAAGGCCAGGGAAUACUGGCAGCAUAUGAGACAGAAUGGCAAUCCGCACGCCCUGCGUUUCCCUGCUGCCGGGGAUAGCCAUAUACAAUUCAGCCUCUAUGGAGAUGAAUGCUGCUUGGGUGAUCCGAAGGAUAAGGUGACUGGGAUAUUUGUAUCCUUGACACUCUUUAAGCCGAAGGUGUCCAAGCACCGUGAAUUUCUUAUCUUCGCAAUGCAGGCACUGCCGCCGGCGAAGCAGAAGCUUGCAGGACAGAGCUUUGCGGGCCAUUGCAAGUACGCCUGCGUUGAGCUGAAGGGCGACUGGAAGUGGCAUGAAC